AUGUCUUCAUCCGAAAUCAUUGAAAACACUGCUUUGCUGCAGAAAUAUCAGUCCUUAGACCAGAGAGGUAAGAUCAUUGCCGAGUACAUCUGGAUUGAUGCCAGUGGAGGAAUCAGAUCCAAGGGUAGAACCUUGAGCAAGAAGCCUUCUUCCAUUGAUGACCUUCCAGAAUGGAACUUCGACGGUUCUUCCACUGGACAGGCUCCAGGUCACGACUCUGACGUCUACCUGAGACCAGUCUCCUACUACGCCGACCCUUUCAGAAGAGGUGACAACAUUGUUGUUCUGGCCGAGUGCUGGAACAACGAUGGUACUCCAAACAAGUUCAACCACAGACAUGAGUGUGCCAAGCUGAUGAAGGCCCACAAGGACCAGGAGGUUUGGUUCGGUCUGGAACAGGAGUACACCCUGCUCGACAAGUAUGACAAUGUCUACGCUUGGCCAAAGGGCGGUUUCCCAGCUCCUCAGGGUCCAUACUACUGUGGUGUUGGUACCGGUAAGGUCUACGCUAGAGACAUGAUUGAAGCUCAUUACAGAGCUUGUAUUCACGCCGGAAUUAACAUCUCCGGUAUCAAUGCUGAGGUCAUGCCUUCCCAGUGGGAGUUCCAGGUCGGUCCUUGCAAUGGUAUCGACAUGGGAGACCAGCUCUGGGUUGCCCGUUACCUGUUGCAGCGUGUUGCCGAGGAGUUCGGUAUCAAGAUCUCAUUCCAUCCUAAGCCACUGAAGGGUGACUGGAAUGGUGCUGGUUGCCAUACCAAUGUUUCGACUUCCGCCAUGAGAGUUCCAGGUGGUAUGAAAUACAUUGAGGCCGCUGUCGAGAAGCUGGCCAAGAGACAUUUGGAGCACAUUGCUCUAUAUGGUUCUGACAACGAACAGAGAUUGACUGGAAGACAUGAAACUGCUUCCAUGACUUCUUUCUCUUCCGGUGUCGCCAACAGAGGUGCUUCUAUCAGAAUUCCAAGAUCUGUUGCCAAGGAGGGAUACGGUUACUUUGAGGACCGUAGACCUGCUUCCAACAUUGAUCCAUACUUGGUCACUGGUAUCAUGGUUGAGACCAUCUGUGGUGCCAUCCCUGAUGCUGACAUGACCAAGGAGUACAAGAGAGAAUCUGAUUAA
Molecule: messenger RNA, 1116 nt
Organism: Komagataella phaffii GS115
Lineage: Eukaryota; Fungi; Ascomycota; Pichiomycetes; Pichiales; Pichiaceae
Product: Glutamine synthetase (GS), synthesizes glutamine from glutamate and ammonia
Exons: 1
Coding region: 1-1116 (371 amino acids)
Cellular component (GO): cytoplasm
Molecular function (GO): glutamine synthetase activity
Source: RefSeq, a predicted model, not a curated record